GCUAGCUUUUAUGAUUGGGUAAGGGUGGGGUCCAUGCCAAAGAUAUAAAGCCAACCAAGCUAGAGGUACUGAACCAGAAGCAUUGGACGUGGAAAAAUGGCAGCUGGAAUUGUCAUGAAUAACUUUAGCCUUAAGCAAGGCCACUGCUUGGAACUGAAAGGCCUCAUUCCCAAAGAUGCUAAAAGCUUUGCAAUAAACCUGGGAAAAGAUAGUUCAAACUAUGUCCUUCACUUUAAUCCUCGAUUUGACCACCAAGGCGACAACAAGAAAAUCAUCUGCAACUCAAAGGAAGAAAACUGCUGGGGGAAAGAGCAGAGGGAGACUGCUUUCCCAUUCCAACAAGGAGCAGAGACAUCGAUUUGUUUUGAGUAUCAAGCAGAUCAUUUAAAGGUGAAGUUAUCCGAUGGCCAAGAAUUCACCUUCCCCAUCCGAAUGCCCUUGGAUACCAUUACAUUCCUCUGUAUGGAUGGAAUAGAGCUCAAGUCUUUUUCGCUUCAUUAACAGCUCUGCGGCCUCCACAGUCAAUAGAAGCCACUAGGCCACAUAUAUAACAUGUCAUACAGGAAAUGUUCUUCGACCCAUAAUGCACUGUCACUGACAAGCUGUGGGGAGGACUAUAUAGUUCCUAGUUAGAAAAUUUUCUUUCACAAAAGCUACUAAAGCUUUAUGUUAUCUUAUGCAAUAUAUCCUUAGCAGAUCUCUCUGUACUUACUAUAAACAUGAAGUAAUAAAUCUUUGUUUCAUUUAUUGUC
Messenger RNA from Xenopus tropicalis (tropical clawed frog), 752 nucleotides. RefSeq names its product lectin, galactoside-binding, soluble, 1, gene 1 (gene lgals1). The record is from RefSeq and is a predicted model, not a curated record. Gene Ontology annotation, molecular function: carbohydrate binding. The transcript is spliced from 4 exons. The coding region runs from base 97 to 501 and encodes 134 amino acids. NCBI's taxonomy places the organism in Eukaryota, Metazoa, Chordata, Amphibia, Anura, Pipidae.